AUGCGUCCUUCCUCGUCCAUCCUUUUCCUCGCAGUCCCUCUUUUGGCCUCUGCCGUACCGACCUUCCUCAAGAGGGCGAAUAGCGCCGACGUAACGGUCCUCCAAUUCGCUGGUGUCCUUGAAGACCUCGAGACCCAGUUCUACACGCAGGCUCUCUCCAAGUUCCAGGCGUCCGACUUCACCACCGCCGGCUUCACGGACCCCAACGUUCCUAUCCAGCAAUUCACGGCGAUCGGAAAAGAUGAGGCCACCCAUCUGUCGUUUAUUGGGGACGCCCUCAAGUCCCUCGGCGCGGCCACCGUCUCGGGCUGUCAGUUCGACUUCUCGAGCGCGCUGACCGACGUCGCUACUAUGGCGCCCAUCGCGCGCACGGUCGAGAACGUCGGUGUCGCCGCGUACCUCGGUGCUGCCAACCUUAUCAAGGACCCCACGAUCCUCACGGCCGCUGCAACGAUCCUGACUGUCGAGGCGCGCCACCAGACGAUCCUGAACCUCGUCAACAACGCGACGUCUAUUCCCCAGGCAUUCGACAUCCCGCUUACGCCUAACGAAGUGCUGGCCAUCGCGGGCGGUUUCAUCUCUGGCUGCUCCACGGGCAUCACAGCCAACACCGCGCUUGCCAUCUCGAACACUGGCUCCAUCGUGGCCGGCACGACGCUCACGUUCACGUCGACCGCUCUGAAAGGCAACCAAGCCAACAUCGCCGCCCGACACGACAAGGGCAAAGCGAGCGGCAACAGUAUGGGCGCGGGCAGCACUGGUGCGAAUGGUAACAGCACCAGCAUGGGCGCGGCCGGGAAUGCGACCAGCUCGGGCACUUCGUCCAAGGGCUCCAUGUCUUCGGGCAAGGGCAUGAACUCGGGUGCCGCCUCCAUGGGCAUGAACUCGGGUGCCUCCUCCAAGGAUAUGAACUCCGGUGCCACCUCCAAGGGCAUGAACUCUGGCAGCAGCUCCAAGGGCAUGAAUUCGGGCAGCAGCUCCAAGGGCAUGAACUCUGGCAGCAGCUCCAAGGACCAGAACAAGAACUCGGGCUCCAGCUCGAACAACAACAACAGCACGAGCAGCAGCUCCAACAGCACUUCCAGCGCGAACAGCACCUGCUCCGCGAGCUCGCAACUGUUCUGCCAGAUCAUGGUCGGCGGCGCAACAACCUCGAUGUCGAUGGCGAUCGACUCGUGCAAGAUCCCCGACGGGCUGAACGGCCCCGCGGCGGUGUUCGUCACCUGCGACGAGAACACGCUCCCGAACGACGUCGUCGCGCGCGCGGCCAACUCGGGCUCCGUCCUCGCCGGCCCCACGAUAAUCUUCAUCGACGUUGAGGUCGACAUCCUCGCGGGCCUCUCCAAGACCGGCGCAUCGUGCGAGGGCUCCGGCAACAACAACUCCGCCUCGUCCUCGUCCUCGUCGUCGGCCAUGAUGGGCAGCUCCACGGCUGCGUCGUCUACGAUGAUGGCGGCCAGCUCGUCCUCGUCCUCGUCGGCCAUGAUGGGCAGCUCCGCGGCAGCGUCGUCUACGAUGAUGGCAGCCAGCUCCGCGGCGGCGAUGUCGACGAUGGCGGCUAGCUCCGCUGCGGCAAUGUCGACGAACAUGGUGGCUAGCUCCGCCGCGGCGAUGUCGACGAACAUGGCGGUCAGCACCGCCGCCGGCGCGGGGUCGUCGGGCGCCGUGACGACGACGAUCAACUCGUCCCAGGCUAUGUCGAUCCUCUCCGAGGCGAGCGCGGAGGCGACGGCGCCGUCCGUCGCUGGGGGCGCCGCUGCGGGUGCCGUCGCGACGGCGGGCUCUGCCGUCAACAACGUCAUGUUCGGCUCCGUGCCCGCGCGCAGGUGA
This is a messenger RNA of Rhodofomes roseus, 1830 nucleotides long. RefSeq names its product ferritin-like domain-containing protein. Bases 1 to 1830 code for a protein of 609 amino acids. NCBI's taxonomy places the organism in Eukaryota, Fungi, Basidiomycota, Agaricomycetes, Polyporales, Fomitopsidaceae. The record is from RefSeq and is a predicted model, not a curated record. The transcript is spliced from 5 exons.